AGCAAUACUUCAGUGGGCCCACAUCCAAUUUUUCCUCAUUUUUCCAGUUCUGAUCGAUCCCAUCCUUUCCCUCUGCUCCCAACAAAAAAAUCUUCCUCUGUAUAGCAAAACGAUGACAUGAGAAGAAUUAUCGUUGAAAUUCUCAGAUGGAGCAGUGAAAACAGAGAUGGAUACAUUUGCCAUUAGAAGUAACAGGGUGCACUCCACUUGUAGUGGUGGAGAUGAGGAUUCUGAAGAGAAAGAAGCAAUUAGGAUGGAGAAAGAAUUAAUUAGGUUAGAUAAAGAAGAAAUCAGGUUUGAAAAGGAAUCAAUUAUGUUAGAAAGGGAGUCAAUUAGGUUAGAAAGGGAAGCAAUUAGCUUAGAAAAGGAAGCAAUUCGGUUAGAAAAGGAAGCAAUUAGGUCAGAAAAGGAAGCAAUCAGGUCAGAGAAGGAAGCAGUACAGGAAGGUUUGUAUGAAGUCGAAGAUGUGAGAAGGAAAAGGGUUUCUAAGGGGCAAACACAAUAUCUUAUAAAAUGGCUUGGUUGGCCAGAGUCGCAUAAUACAUGGGAACCUAUUGAGAAUCUACAAGAAUGUUUAGAUAUUGUCGCUGCAUUUGAAGAAAGGUUAUGUUCGAGAGGGAGAAAGAGGAAGCGGAAAGGUACAUUUUCUCAACCCAUGAAGACAGAGACUAUUGAUGAAGAGGGAAAAGGAAAUGAGGCUAUUGACAACUUAUUUUCUAAGAGUGGAGCUAAAUGGAUGACUUAUGAAAACGUUAGGAUGUUUGAGAAUGAUACUUCCGUGUUAGACCUAGACGAUGCUCAAAAUGGAGAUAAGUCUGAAGAUGUUGAAGGACCGACAAGGCAUGCUGCUGCAGGUGAUCAGCAUGAGGUGGAAAUGUUUUCUAACCCAUGUUCUAAUGGUGUACAAGAUGUGUGUGUCGAGUUUGCAGCAAUAAGUGAGCCCAACCUAGUUUUAGAUAGAGAAGUUUUAGAGGAACAAUCUAAUGCCUCCGUCUGUGAGGCCAAUAUAGCCACCUCUGUGGUCCUUGAUUCUGAGGUUAAAAGUUGCUCACAAGAUGACAGAAAUUUCACUGUUGAGGUCGGCUCACAGCCGCAUCCAUCUGAAAGGACUGGAGAUCACUGGAAGCCGUGUCCCACUGAUCUUCCUUGUGCAUCUAAGAGUGCCCAGGGAUCUCCUCCAAGAAAAACAUCUUGCCAACAGGGUUCUCCUUUAACAGAAGAAGUUACACAAGUGAAUUCCAAGAUGUCAUCACAUACUUCUCAUGAAAGUCCUCGAAAAUCUGCUGAUGAUACAACAACAGCUGGCUUGGAAGUUCCUAAUGAUAAAGCAAGUCCUCUUAAAAAUGAGCUACUCUUAUGCAAAGAAGAGUGUCAAGACAGCGAGGGUGGCACUGAUCAGGGAACCGAUCAAUUCAUCUCUAUUCCUGAUGCUCCUGGAAAAGAUGACCUCCUCAAAAGUUUCACUAAAACCCUUGAAGAGGUAACCCCUAAAAAACAGAUAAAAAGAAGCUGGGACAGCACAUUAAGUACAUUGUCCCCUAGGUCAUUGGGCGUUGUGAAAUGUGUUGCCCCUGCAGAAGAGAUUAGACCACUUGGAUCUAUUGAGGGCAGCAAUACUGAACCUAGUCUUGUUCCAACGGUUCAACCGUCUAAUCUGCCAGAUUUGAAUAUUUCAAUUCCAACCUUGGCCUCAUUUCAACAUCCUCUCACAGAUUCGAAAUAAUUGCAAUUGUGUGCUCAGUGAUGGAACCAAACCAGAUGAGGCGUGUAUGAUGUCGGUGGUGGCAGAAGCAUAUGGGAGAAUGUUUGGCGUGUUGCUGUUUUUCAGCAUCAGAAGUCUCCACUGACCUAGUUACUGUGAACAGCUAAAAUGUUGCAGUUAAGGCUGAACUGGAACUGGGUACAAUCCAACCCCUCCUCAGCAGCAGUUCUGGUAUGAUUUUUCAUCAUUUUGUUCAGCAAAUACCAAGAGAAACAACCUAGUUUGCUAAUCUUCUACAUUAAUAGAACCUUUCUUACAGAUGGCAUUCAGAUUGUGGUGACUGGAAACUGAUUAGGUGGACAUUUUACUGUAGGUGUUCGUAAAUGUAGUGUGAUUAGGAGAUAAUGCAAAUGUAUAAAAGUGACCCCUUGUAUUUGUAUUACUUUUUCUUGCUUUCAUUUUCCAUUCAAGUUUGCCUACUCAACAUUGUUUCUACUAUAUUAGUUUCGCCAAAAUUAUUUAAUGCUAGAGGUACAGAGUUGGGGGAGAUCAGAACCCCUAAACCAAAA
Papaver somniferum (opium poppy) is the source of this 2271-nucleotide messenger RNA. RefSeq lists its product as uncharacterized. Gene Ontology annotation, biological process: heterochromatin formation. The transcript is spliced from 10 exons. Bases 167 to 1723 code for a protein of 518 amino acids. NCBI's taxonomy places the organism in Eukaryota, Viridiplantae, Streptophyta, Magnoliopsida, Ranunculales, Papaveraceae. The record is from RefSeq and is a predicted model, not a curated record.